Molecule: messenger RNA, 906 nt
Organism: Sipha flava (yellow sugarcane aphid)
Lineage: Eukaryota; Metazoa; Arthropoda; Insecta; Hemiptera; Aphididae
Product: tigger transposable element-derived protein 6-like
Exons: 2
Coding region: 1-906 (301 amino acids)
Cellular component (GO): nucleus
Molecular function (GO): DNA binding
Source: RefSeq, a predicted model, not a curated record
AUGCUACGUACAGCUCUGACUUUGUCCGAUAAAGUUAAACUAAUCGAGUUGAAAGAGACACAAAAACUAAGUACGAAGGAACUUAUUACUAAAUUUAAAUGUGGAAAAACUCAAGUUUACGACGCGAUAAAAAAUAAAGAAAAGAUUAUAGAUGAAUGGGUGAAUAGCAAAAACUCGGGAAAGAGUAAAAGAGUGAAAACUCCUUCAUAUGAACAAAUUGACCCUAGAGUUAAGCAAAAAUUAUCAAGACUCAUUGCUGGAUAUGAAGCAAAAGACGUGUACAAUGCUGACGAAACGGGUCUUCUUUUCAGAGGUAUUCCUACUAAGUCACUAGUACUGAAAAGUGAGUCUUGUUCUGAAGGGAAAAAAGCAAAGGAUCGCAUAACAGUGCUCAUGUGCGGUAGUAUGGCUGAAGAAAUUAGGAAGCCAUUGGUAAUUGGCAAGCCUAAAAAACUACGGUGUUUUAAGAACAUGGGCAUUUCUUCAUUACCUGUCAUAUGGAAAUUUAAUAAAAAAGCCUGGAAGACAACAGAGAUAAUGGAGCAGUGGUUGCGUUAUUUUAACGCAGAUAUGCGAUCUCAGAAUAGAAACGUCCUAAUAUUCUUAGAUAAUGCUGCAUGUCGCCCAAAGAUCGAGCUAUCUAAUACGAAAAUGUUUAUGCUGCCCCCAAAUACCACAUCGAUUACCCAACUAAUGGAUCAAGGAGUGAUUUACACGUUCAAGUCUUACUAUUGUAAGUUUUUGCUACAAUCGUUAUUAUGCAUGAUGGAUAAUUGUUCUUCAGCUCAUCUGUUCCCUAAAUCGAUAAGUAUUUUGGAUGCUGUCAACUGGAUAGCGUUGGCUUGCGAUAAUGUAAAGGCUGAAUGCGGCAAAAUUGUUUUCGUAAAACCUAGUUCUUUCAAAUGA